AUGGCGUUUCGUUAUAGAGCUGCAAGGUCUUUGUCUUAUGUCGCCAGGAUUUGUAAUAGAUCUCCUCAAGCAAUCUACACUAGCCAAAAGUGGCUUUGUUCAGCGCCCGCAGGCUCGAGUCUCGACGAACCAGGUAUGAAAGAUUGUUCUUUUCAAGUGUAAGUUUAUCUUAAAACCGUAAAAUACAAAGCUGUGUAUUUCAUAGUAGUGGAAACAUUCGGUGGAAUAUAAAAUAUUUCUGACUUAUUGGUAUGUUAUUCGUUCGUGCGUUGCCACAUUAUCGUGUUUGUUGGCAGCUUAAUGAUGUGCAAUGAAAUCUAUAUGUCACGCAAUGAAGAAAAAAGUACUCAACAACCAUAACGUUUACGUUUAUUCAAAUAAUCCACAAAAGCAUAGCCAUCACGUGGAUGGAAAUUAAACUUAACUCUAAACUCCAGUUUCUCGUUUAUGAGGGUAAAGGUGAUUGUUGGUAAGAUUAUUAGACGUAUAACCUGUGCGUACAUUGCAGAUGCCAUCUUGCUUUGUAAAUUCUUAUGGUGAUUGUGGAUUACCUUUGAAUUAAACCAUGAUCAUAACGUAAACAAGUGUAUGUAAAGGCUGGUUUUCACCAACGACGGAAUCGGAGUCAGAAUCAAAUCUGACCUUGCUUAUAUGUUCUAUCACUGAUAUUAUCUGAGAUUUUAUUCCUCUCUUUACUGCUGCCAAUUAUUUCAACAUGACGGUGUCCAACAUGAAAGCUCUUGCCACUUUGGACACUGUACACAAAUGAACUUAAUGUCUUUUAGUUGAUUAUUAUUUGUCAGCUACUUUAUUUUCCUACCUACGUACACUUAUGUAAAUAUCUUAUAUAGUGUGAAAUAAAGAAUUGAAUUGAAUUGAAUCAUCAGCAAAGGCAUAAAGAGCGCUUAUGACUUAGUGAAAAUCAAAAAUCAGAGUUGUAAGUGGAGUCAUAAGUGCGAUGGAAUUGGAGUUGGAAAAAUCAGAACGUUUCCAUUUUCUUAUGACUCUGCUUAUGACUCCAUUGUUUAUGAUCUAGUGAAAACCAGAUUGUUGGAGUCGGAAGCAGAAGUGGAAGAAUAAACAUAUCACAAUGCUUAUUCCCUGCUUUGUGAUUGGUUUUGUUCAUCCGCUUCUGCUUGUGACUUUGACAAAACUAGUUUUUACUUAUUGUUGUAGUCAACAGAGUUGUAAGUAGAAUCAGAAUGCUCUUUUCACUAAAUCGUAAAGCUCUGUGCUUCUGACUACAACUCCAACUGACUCCAUUUCUAGUGAAAACCAGCCUCAAAGAAGAUUUUAAUUAAAAAUUUGAUCAUACAGUCUGUCAUGGCUUUUUUACUUGCCUCUCACUUAGCCAAGACUCUGGUUAAAAUGAUACCUUCAUCAAUUUUACCUCUUCUAGUAGUGAGGGAGGGCAAGCAAGGACUGGGGGGGGGUAUCUUGAGUUCACAAACAACAAUGGUGCGUUUCACGAGUCACAAAACAAAAUUUACGUUUUUACACUUAUUAAAAAUAGGGGUUGUACAAAGUAUCAAAAAUGCUACAUUAGUCCCAUUUUGUAAAACAGAGUGCUUGGAUUAUGUUGUGUGGUUCCAGAAAAUAUCCAGACCCCCACCACAGAGGGAAUUGGAAAUUCCAGGGGGGUGGGGGGAUCAGAGGCCCAGGAAAUUCCAGAAGGGAGGGGGGUUGGACCAUAAAAUCACUUUCCAGAGGGUAUUUCCUUUUCGACCUGAGUUCGAACGUUGCUUCUUACCGACCUGGUAGAUCAUUUUCAGGACAUAAAUAACUUGAAAUAUAUCACUUAAGAUUGUUCCUUUUGAUCUUAACCAGGUUUCCUCUCUUCCAAAAGUAUUUUGGAUGUAAUUUCAAAGGAAUUAGACCGACUACAACUCGUUUUAUCGCAUCGUCGUGUACUAGGGCGCCACUACUCGUUACCAGUCUUCCUUAAAACAUCAACGCGUGCAACACAUCACGCAACACAUCUCGUUGCAUCAGUUGAUUGAUAGAUCAGAAGAGUGGCAAUUUUGCCUCACGAAGCUCAAGCUAUAAUUGUAACCAUUUUAGAAUGUAGAGUUUUUAUUCUCCUUUUCAUUUUCCCUUAAUUUUGUGGUUGAACGUGUGGCAUGUUCAUGAUCGAAUUCUCGCUGAAAUGGUGUCGAUUUCACCAAACACUUACUCCAGUAUACUGCCAUUGCGCAUCACGUCGCAUCAGUCGAUCGAAAAACAGUAAAUUGAACUUGGUUUCCCUUCAAGUACCUUCAAGAUGCAGGGGGUAUCCAUUGUUAUCAUUUCAGAAUUCAGAGUUUUUAUUCUCCUCUUUGUUUUGCAUUAAUUUUGUGGUCGUAAGUUUGACUUGUUCUACAUUCCCGUACGAAAUUGAUUCUAUCAACAUUACGCCCUUGAGGCGAAUAACAAAUCGUAAGCUUGCCCUGAGUAAGGUAAAUUCACAAAUAUAACCGACUUAUUAACUUUCUCUGUUUCAUUUAAAGUAAGAGAUGAGCAAAAAUUACAGAUCAGGUUACUUUGUGGUGGUGUAGUGUGUUUUAAUGUUGCGAGAUCACUCAAAUAAAUGGAAACUGAAGCAUACAAGCUUCUGAUGGAAACCGUUGAGUACUAACCAUAAGUUGCCUCAUUCUUCUACUUUAAUAGUCUUUCUUCGUGAAAAUGAACUUUUCUGGAGGGGUUGGGGAGUCUUUGUCACACUUGUGGAAAUUCCGAAGGGGUGGGGGGUCAUCUGUUCCCUGCAAAAAUGGAAAAUCCAGGGAGGUGGGGGGGUCCUAGGUGAAAUUCCCUCCGUGGUGGGGGUCUGGAUAUUUUCUGGAACUAAACAUUUUAGCACGUUAACUAAAGUUUUACGAACCUUAUGAAAAACACUACACAGCUAUAAAUUCCCAAGGGAAGCCAGCUGUAAUUGGGUCUUAGCACACUGACUUGAAAGUGAAGUUAAAUCAAGCCACCAGAUGCUAGUCAAGUCGUUUGGCCGAAUAAAUGAUUUAUUUUCUUUGACUGAUGUUCAAUGUAUGUGUAAACAAAAAUUAUCGAGAAUUUUGGUAGUUCAGGUUUCAUGGACUGCACUGCAAUCACAAUUCAUGGAACAGUAUUUCAGUAUAUCACAAUUCACGGACACCAGAAAUGCUCGUUCACGACGUCACAAAAAUAAGUCCCCCCCCCCUGUCAGUGGUCCUCCUUACACCAACCCAUUACAUCAACCCAUCUCUAACUGAAAUGCUGCUGAGACUACAUGAUUCAUUUCCAGUUCUCUCUGUAUCUUCAAUCAUAGCCUGCAUUUUUUUAAGGUGAAGGAAGAAAAUCUUGAGGACACACGAGUGGAGAAAAGGAAAGGGGGCGACUGCCGCAGAGACCUUGGCUUUUAAUUUACGCCUGCAAUGUAUUAAUGUGACAGCGCUGCAUCAACUGACAAAAAAAUGAUUGAAAGCAGAUCAUCUAACGACAUGAAACCAACAAUAGACCCAAAUGGAAAAAUAACCUUGUGUAUACUAUUUUGGUUAUGUUAGCCUGCGCCACAGACGAAACUAAACUCUGGUAAAGUCUGAGGUUAAAUUAAUACGUCUGCGACGCAGGCUAGGUUAUAUCUGCAUAAAGCAAACGAUUCAAUUUUAAAUUCGGGGCAAACAUGAUGAGCAGGCUUACCUAAGUCAUCCCGGCGUGCAGGCUUUUGUCAACAACAGACACUGCUAUAUUUGUGUUGAAAAAUGAUGAUGAUUUUGAUGCAAUACAUCAAUCUUUUGACCAUUGCCGCUAAUGACUAUCACCUACUUAUGAUGAUGAUGAUGAUGAUGAUAGUAAAAGUGCCUUGUUACAAUAUUAUAUAUUGAUAACUGCUACAUGUACUUUGUCUGAUUUGUCUAUUUUAUUGUAGAUUUAGAAUCAGGAGCUCACAAGGACAAAAAGCUUUUCACUCCUGGACCACUUGGUGUAAGCUUUGAUACAAAGCGAUCCAUGCUACGAGACCUUGGUUCACGUGACAUUGAGUUCAUAGGCGUUGUAAAAUCCAUUCGUUCAAGGCUUUUAGAAAUUGCUGGUGUUUCUCCCAAAGAAUACACAACAGUUUUACUUCAAGGGAGUGGAACUUAUGCAGUGGAGGCUGUUCUUACAACAACAACACCAAGAGAUGGAGGGAAGGUCCUCAUUAUUGAAAAUGGUUCCUAUGGAAAGAGAAUGGCAAAGAUCUGUGAGGUUGCUGGAAUUGAAACGGUAUGAAUACAACAGUACCUGUAGUUUGCACUAACUUAAAGUUUUUUCAGUGUAUAGUUUCUGGAAUCAAGAAGAAUUCUUGUGACAAUCUUCUAUACUGUCCUUCCACUCUCUGCUUAUUAAACAAGUUUUUUGUUGGGCGCACACUGUAAACACAUAAAAGUGCGUCUAUAUUUUUAUCCAUUAAACCAGGCAAUUGUCGAGAGUUAUACAUACAUGCAGGGUGAAUUUCAUGGUUUCAAAAUAGUAAGAUUUCUUUAGAUUGAUGCUUAAUCCAUUUUAACAUUUUGGUCAAUAUUUUGAAAACUAGAUUUGUGCUUAGUUAGCUUUCUGUGAUAAGUGCAGUGUAAUUAUUUUAAAUGAUCACAAAAUUAUAACUUUCUUUAGUUGUGCUGAUUUUUAUUUCUAUUAUUAGAGCAGUCAGAAAAAUCUCUUGAAGUUUUUAGCUGUUACAAUAUUUUAUCAUGAAAAUGAAUAAAUAUUGUUUAUUCCGGUUUCUAAAUUUACACUUACCAGCUGAUUGAACAAAAAUUACCUCAUUAGAAAUAUGGCUGAAGAGAAGGUGUCUUUAAUGUUCAGCUAUCUUGCAUCAAUUGCUGAAGGCAACAUGGCUGUAUCCUGUUUAGAAUAGAAGACAGGAAGCAAAUCACAGUGAUUUUAAAAAGACCACAAUGUUUGUAAUGUUUAAGACUUGCAUUCUUGUCAGUUCCAUUAUAAUCCUUUUUCAAUUGAGUGAGAAUUACAAAACAUACCUUCUGCCUUGUGGUACCCUGUGAGCAGAGACUACAUUUUCGUUGUAUGAGCUGGCAUGCAAAAAGUAGCCUUGUGGAAAAUUGUACAUGUAAAUUAAUUAUAAAACCCCAGCAUUUUUGUUUCCUUUCUGUCCAGGUUGUCUUGAAUGGAGAGGAAAAUGCGAAGGCAGACUUGGCUAAAGUCGAGGAAAUCUUGAAGAGUGACAAAUCCAUCACCAAUGUUGCUAUGGUGCACUGCGAGACUUCUACAGGGGUCAUUCAUCCAGUGGGAGCAGUAGGCAAACUUGUCAAAGAACAUGCUCCAAGUGCAUCCUUCUUUGUCGAUGCUAUGAGCAGCUUUGGAGCAGUUCCUCUUAAUUUAGACUUAGCCAACAUUGACUUUAUGGUCAGCUCUGCAAACAAGUGUAUAGAAGGUGUACCUGGCUUUUCAUUUGUGAUUGGGCACAUUGAGUCAUUGAAUCGGUGCAAAGGAUGGGCCCGCAGUCUUUCUCUUGACAUUGUGGACCAGUAUGAGGGUUUGGAGAAGAAUGGUCAGUUUAGGUUCACUCCAGCUACUCAUGCCAUGCUUGCUUUUCGCCGCGCUCUGUCAGAGUUCAAAGCUGAAGGUGGUGUUGAUGGAAGGGCAAACAGGUGAGAGAGUUAUAACCUUUUGUGAGUUUUAUUUUAAGUUUAACAACUGUGAACGGCAUGCUGUGUCAUCUGCAACAGCUGUUAACAGAUCAUCCUAGUCACUAUAUAAGGUUUUAAGGUAAAGUUUCCUAUUUUGCCAUUUAACUCAUAACAGUCCUGAUCAUCCUAACUGAAAACACAAAUUGAACCCCUAAGUGAGACGAUAAGCAUCCCUGUCUCUUUCCUGUGGGAUUCCCCCCUGCCCUGCUAGGUGUCUAACCCAUGAAGAAUUGCCUAUGUGCUCCACAAAUUAGCAAAACAGUAGCACCCCUCUUCAAGAAUGCCUCUUGUUUGAAUAAGUGUCCCCCCCUUGACCCACAGGGGCAUAGCUCGGAGUGAUCCUGGGGUGCCCAUGACUUCCCCCCCCCUUUUGUGGGAUCAUUGUUUCAUGUCCCUAUAAUUCAGGUGGCCAAAACGCAUGAAUCUGAAGAAUGAACAUGCAGUAAAUCUUUCCCAUUACUUAAUACAUUUGCAGGACCUAACAUCUGCAGUGGACCAUGUUCUUGUUCAUAACUAAAAUAGAGUAAUUUAUGCUACAUGGAACUUAAUUAACCUACAUGUAUGCAGCUAUUUUGUAGGCUUGUCCCUCCCCCCCCCAUGCUCACUGCUCAUCCAAAAAAAGUGUCACUUUAAGUAAAACACGGCAUGGAUGUUGACAUGCUUUUCGUGUAAGUGCCCUGGGUGUGACAUGUGUGACUCCCCCUUUGAAAAAUUCAGCUAUGCCCCUGACCCUGGAUGCUAAAUUCACCAUUUACUGCAUUUCUCUGUUAUUGACUUUGAGAGCAAAUGGGUUAAUUUACUUUAAUUUGAAACUUGCAUUUGUAGAUACAUGGAAAACUGCCAUGUCCUUCAAGAUGGAAUGAGAAAACUCGGCUUUAAGAAGUUUUUAGAUGACACCCACGAAGGCUACAUCAUAACAUCCUACUACAACCCCACCCACCCUAAUUAUAACUUUGAGGAGUUCUACAGUCGCUUAAACAGUAGGGACCAAGUUAUCUACCCUGGAAAAGUAAGCAAUGCAGACUGCUUUAGGAUUGGCAACAUUGGAAAAUUGUACCCUGAAGACAUGGAGCAUUUGCUUGAGUGUAUAAAAGAGGUCUUGGCUGAGAUGAACGUAUCUGUUCCAUUGCACGAUGAGUAGAUGGUUUCAUGAGUGACUGAAACCCUAUUUUGUCAAUAACAAGAUCAAAUAUGUGAUGAAAAAUGAUAAAUAGUAUUAUUGAUAGAGAUCAAGAUCAUGCGAAUAAAAUUAUUAAUUAAAAGUAAAGCUGGGGCAAAAAUGUGGGUGGAGAAGAAGUAGCCUGUUGCAACAGGUUAGUGGAAUCAGUAGUUUUAGCCUUACUGAGGUGGGUCUGAUUUCUGUUAGGGUUGUUCAAUAAUUAUAGCCCGCGCUGAAAGCUUUGUGAUGCAAACUUUUCCUUUCUUUCAAGUAACCAUCUUCCUUUUGGAUUCUGGGGCAAGUUGCGUAGAACAUACCACAAUGAGCAUGUGUAAGAUAUUAAAUUUUGAUGAUUGUUUGUGACUUAUGAAUAAUAUCCUAAGAUUACUGAGUGAUUCCUAAGAUUAUGCAUCCAGCUUGUAGCUUAAGUCAAAAUUCUCCAAUAGCCAUUCCUGACCGCACAGCCUGCAAGGAAAGUUAUGCGUGAUAACUGGGAGCUAGUAAAUUUUGCGAUUGCACUUGUGAAUUCUGUUCUUAACUUGCUGACGGACGACUGGGUUUUUUAGGAGGAUUCAAAUUACAGGGCCGGGUUGUUAAAAGCUUGGUUAAGAUAAAUAAAAGCUUGGUUAAGAUAAUACACGGUUAGUGCGACAUUUGAAUUCAGAGA
Porites lobata is the source of this 7459-nucleotide messenger RNA. The record is from the annotation of a GenBank genome assembly. NCBI's taxonomy places the organism in Eukaryota, Metazoa, Cnidaria, Anthozoa, Scleractinia, Poritidae.